GCGCAGCGACGGGGAGUAGCCACGUUGACAAGUGAAGCUACACGGAGGAGGAGUGCCUUACUUCGGAGUGAGCAAACCUACCAGCUGCUGUCUUCCGUGCUGGACUCGCGACUGCCCUGUUGGCGGCGGCGGCGGUUCCAGAGCAAACAAUGUCUUCGCCGCCCAAAGUCAAAGCAGAAACCCGCGCUGGACAUCCUCCCGCCGUCAAAGCUGGUGGAAUGAGAAUUGUACAAAAGCAUCCACAUGCUCCAGAUACCAAAGAAGACAAAGAUAAAGAUGAUCAGGAAUGGGAAAGUGGCACCAGUCCACCUAAACCAACUGUGUUUAUUUCUGGUGUAAUAGCAAGGGGUGAUAAAGACUUCCCUCCAGCUGCAGCACAAGUGGCCCACCAAAAACCACAUCCCUCUGUGGAAAAGCUUCCUCCCCCACAACAUGUCAAUCAAUACAUCCAUCAGCCCCGUAAAUGAAUCGCCUGUCCCAGACCAGCCGUGGUGUUUUGCAAAUGGAAAGAUUAAGAGAUUUCUACUAUCAGAUCUUUUAAAAAUGGGUAUCUCAUGCUUUUGCCUUAAUUCCUAUGGUUUAAAUGGUUUAAUGAAGGGGAGGGGAGAGUAGAAAGAGGGAAAAUCACUUAAUUUGUUCCCAGCUGAAAAGCAGAGUUUUCUGUACUGCCAGUGAAAAAUGUUACGUUCAUAGCAAUGCAACACACUGCGGGUAGUUUAGGUUAGUAAUUUCUUGGAAUAAUUAUUUUAAGCUUUUUCUAUUCUUGGGUAUUGGCAUUCCAGGAACAUGUUAAGGAAGUUGUAAUGGCUUAUAACUUUUACUUGCUGUUUUUUAAUGAAUUUUUUAAAAAAUAUGUGUGAUUCAGAUUUCAUUUGGAUUGUUCUUGUUCUGUUGUUAAAUGUGUUUCAGGAAGAACUAGCUGCUUAUAUUUUUUUUAAUGAAUAAUCUGAAAUGAAAACAUUUCUCUUGCAAUAUGUCAUCUUUUAAGAGAAUGAUCCUGCAGCUCUGGCAACAUAGCCAAACAUUCUGUUUGUAGCCUGGUUCUCUGCAUUUCUUUCCAGAUUAAUAGAAGAAUGAGCAAAAAAUUAAAAGAUUGUAUAGAUCUGCUUAUUGCUUAAUUUUUAGAUACUCCUGAGGUUUUGGCACUUUUUCACCUUUUCACCUGUUUUUACAUAUGCAGGAAUCAGAUAUGCAGUCUUUCCUACAAAUAAAACUGUCGAUUACGGUACAUGGAAA
Ahaetulla prasina is the source of this 1236-nucleotide messenger RNA. RefSeq names its product death associated protein (gene DAP). The transcript is spliced from 4 exons. Gene Ontology annotation, molecular function: death domain binding. The coding region runs from base 150 to 467 and encodes 105 amino acids. Lineage: Eukaryota; Metazoa; Chordata; Lepidosauria; Squamata; Colubridae. Gene Ontology annotation, biological process: negative regulation of autophagy; cellular response to amino acid starvation; apoptotic signaling pathway. The record is from RefSeq and is a predicted model, not a curated record.